GUUCUAUUUUUUUUUUUUUUUGUUUUUGGAUCAUUUCAGAAUCUUUGUACAAUAAGUCUAUAGCAGAUCCUUGGCAUUGGUAUGCAAAGAUCACAUAGAUCAGCCGUUGCCGUGCAGAUAGCUCUUCUGGCACUUCUCUUGCAGACUACUACACGAGAGAACAAGUUAUAUUUAAGAUUUCAAGUUUGAAUACCUUCGAGGAGCCUACUCAACGAUGUCGCGACUCAUUAGAGCACUGCAGUAUCUCAUACAGGAGGCCCACGGUUAUGUUUCGCAACCAUCAUCCUGCCAUAAAUGCUUGCAUCAUAUGAACCCUGAUUCUGUUUCCCAGAUGGAGACAUGGUCACAAUUGGAACUAAUGAGGCGACUACUGUGCCAGCGGCCGCCAAUUCCUGAGCUACCAUCAGAAGUCCUCGACGACAUUGACGCAGUGAUCAUGAACAGAAACGAUAAAGCAAUCCAGAUAUCGUCGACAGAAAUUACUCCUAGUAUUAUAUUUAAAUCGAGUGGAGGGAGAGCCGAGAAGCAGCCAGGCUCCAAUGUGAUCAAUAUAUCUCUGUGGAGAGGCGACAUAACAUCUCUAACUGAUGUCACGGCGAUCGUCAACGCUGCGAAUUCCCAAUUGCUCGGAUGCUUUCGUCCGGAUCACCGCUGUAUUGACAAUAUCAUCCACUCCGUUGCCGGUCCACGACUCAGAGCUGCAUGCAACUCUCUCAUGCUUAAGCAAGGACACCCUGAGUCGGUGGGAUCUGUGAAGGUAACACCAGGGUUCAAUCUGCGAGCACCAUGGGUAUUACACACGGUUGGCCCACAGGUUAACUCGAAGAAGCGCCCCGGGGUGCUACAGCAGCAGCAACUAGCAAAUUGUUAUAGGUCGUGCCUCGAGGUCACAGAGUCUCUCCCUGCUCUUUCAAAUGGUCGUAAGGUUGUGGCCCUCUGUUGUAUCUCAACAGGGCUGUUUGCCUUCCCGCCAGAAGUGGCCGCUAGAAUUGCGUUGGAGACAGUGGUACAAUGGUGCUUGGAUCACCCGUCGACAACGGUAACCGAUAUUAUCUUCGACACGUUCCUGGAGCGAGACUUUGAAUUGUACAAGGAAAAUAUUUCCGAACUGAGAUCCACCCUUGCUUCCACAAACCUCGAGAUAACCUUCCCAACGAGCACACCAAACCCACCAAAAGCACUCAUUACUCCUACCAUAACCAAGGCGCGAACCUGGCUCCAAGAAGCGGACUACCUGAUCAUCUCUGCCGGUGCUGGACUAUCCGCAGCCAUCGGCCUCGACUACACCUCCACAUCUCUUUUCCAGAAACACUUCCCAGGCUUCCUCCAUCUCGGCCUGGGACGGCUGUACGACGUAUUCGGAUUCAACGGAUGGGACAGCAUCAACCAAAAAUGGGGUUACUACUUUCUCCAUCUAAAUAUGGUUCGAGACUGGCCCGCAUCGCAGCUUUACGACUCUCUGCGUAAACUCGCGGCCCGAUUCGACGAUAGGUACUUCAUCCGCACCUCUAAUGCGGAUGGACAAUUCGUUGCGAACGGAUUCCCCGCUGAGAAAGUGUCAACACCACAAGGCCAAUAUCGGUUCCUACAAUGCUUUGCCAAAUGCAGACCGGAUGCCGUGUUUCCUUCUGAUCCGUUUGUCGACGCUGCGUUGCCUUUUAUCGACCCGGAGACUCAGGUUCUUACCGAUGAGACCAAGAUACCUCGAUGUGGAUAUUGUGGAGGGGAAUUGACACUUUGUGUACGUGGUGGGGAUUAUUUUAACUCUACGCCGUUUCACGGGCAGGAGCGUAAAUGGAAGGAAUAUUUGGCAAAUGUUUCUAAGAGCAUGGGUGGGAAGAAGGCUGUCAUUCUUGAGCUGGGCGUAGGACUUAAUACGCCAGCCGUGCUGAGGUGGCCGAAUGAAGAGCUGGUGGAAGGCUCUUCAGAACCUGGUUUUUGGCUGAUUAGGGCAGGAAUUGGGGCCUCUGGGUGUGCGCCUUGGGAUUUAGAAGAGCGUAAUUUAGCAGUUGGGAUCGAGGGGGAUUUGAAUUUAAUUAUUGAGGCGUUGGCGGAUUAAAGUUCCUCGCUAGUCAUAUUUUUGUAUAGAAGGCGCAUACUAUUCCCUGAAUAUAGAUGCUGAACCACAUUUGAGACUGAUGCUUAACUCCGAAGGGCCAUGAG
Aspergillus alliaceus is the source of this 2163-nucleotide messenger RNA. RefSeq lists its product as uncharacterized. The coding region runs from base 215 to 2059 and encodes 614 amino acids. The record is from RefSeq and is a predicted model, not a curated record. The transcript has a single exon. NCBI's taxonomy places the organism in Eukaryota, Fungi, Ascomycota, Eurotiomycetes, Eurotiales, Aspergillaceae.